CAUCACGUGGGGCGCGUCCGGCGCGCGACGAACGCGCUGCUGGGAGACUGUGAGUGCGAGCGGCGAGCGGUGUUUCGUCUCCCAGCGGUCUUGUCUCCUCCUGCCACACACAUGCCAUCGCCCACCCCGCUUCAUCUCCCCCACCCUGAUCCCAAUGCCCCCGUCCUCCGCACUCCAGUGGUUCCUCCUCGUCCUCCCCGCCGCAGUCCUUCUCGCCUACCUUCUCACCGCCUUCCCCCUCGCCACAACAACCCCUGCCGUCCAGCCAUCGCUCGCUACCCUCCCCAAGGACUCGCCCAGUUGGCAGAUAUAUCCAGAGACGUUCUAUGACGGCGGCGCAUAUGUACACUUUCCCCAGGGCUCCGUCCGCUACUGGCUCAUAGGGCCAGAGAAGGGUCAGCGAGUGGUGCUCAUCCACGGCCUUUCCGUGCCAGCCAUUAUCUGGAAAGAUGUCGCGCCUCAACUAGCACAUAGUGGCAUCCGCGUGCUACUCUAUGACUUGUACGGCCGUGGCUACUCCGACGCACCACAAACGACCUACGAUAGUUCACUAUACACAACACAGCUCGCAUUGCUCAUGCAAUACGUUGGGUGGGACAAGGCGCACAUUGCGGGCGUCUCCAUGGGCGGAGGCGUCGCGGCAGCGUUCAACGCACAAUUUCCCCACCUCGUCUCCGACAAGGUCGCGCUCCUCGCGCCUACAGGGCUCCUCGACCCGACCGACCUCUCGCGGACGACCCGCUUCCUCUCCUCGCCAAUCAUGCAGCUCUUCACUGCAAGCUGGCCUGUUCGACUGUACAUUAGAUACCUUGCGAACAGCCACCCAACAGACGACCCCAUCGCCGAACUCGUUCGUCUCCAAUCGGCGUACCUCCCAGGGUUCAACGCCGCCGUCGCCUCCUCGCUCCGCGACGGCCCCGUACGGAGCCUCGCGCCCGCAUACGCCGCGCUCGGGCGGCGCGCCGAGAAGGAUAAAACGAGCGUCCUGCUCGUCUGGGGCACCUCCGACGCGGUCGUGCCCUACAAGACCUCGAAGCGCGUGCGCACGCUCGUCCCGAGCGCGCAGCUGCUCACAAUCGAGGGCGGCAGCCACGACAUCACGAUCACGCACGCGAAGGAGGUCGGCGCCGCGCUCGUGCGGUUCUUCAAGGGCCAGCCCCUUCCAUAGCCCCUCCGCGUGUAUGGGGAUGAAGGGGAAGGGGCGUCAUGUGGUGAUAUGAUAGGUUAGGUCUGCGUCUGUGGACGGUUCGCGCUGUUUAGUUCUAUCUUAUUGGCUUCGGUCUGUUCGCAUUCGAUAUGCUUAGUGUUCUUCCUCUUCGUUCCAUGACGUCUCCCCUCGCCCCUCAGGCUCGCCUACAUGUUGACAUGAUUUUCGCCCCACGUGUACCGAACUGUUCAUACUUAGCGACACCCUUUGUUGUUCUCACCAGCUACGCAUACAUGCACUCCUUCGGGUCAAAAGUACACUUGAUAGGAUAAUGUUACUCGUGACAGAUGUUGUACACUGCCCAUACGUCUAUGUCAUAUCUGCUGUUGUCAUCCUUGUCAGACGACUUACGUUCACAGGUGCGAGUCGCCGUACUGCUGCAGUCUGACUUGAGGCAACGGGGGAGUACGCCCGGCGUGCAGCGAGAAC
Rhodofomes roseus is the source of this 1636-nucleotide messenger RNA. Its product is annotated as alpha/beta-hydrolase. Lineage: Eukaryota; Fungi; Basidiomycota; Agaricomycetes; Polyporales; Fomitopsidaceae. The transcript is spliced from 7 exons. The record is from RefSeq and is a predicted model, not a curated record. Bases 155 to 1168 code for a protein of 337 amino acids.